AUGAAACAAUACGGAAAGCUGGCUCUGCUGGCGUUUCUUUGCCUUGUGCAAUGGGUAUCUGGUGGACAUGGCUUUGAGACUGACGACGUGAGAACGGUCCGGUUUGGUUUGGAUUUGACGUGGGAGGAUUACGAUGGUGCUGGGUUUACGAGAAAGGCGAUUCUGAGCAAUGGGCAGUUACCGGCGCCGACAUUGCGAUUGCGACAGGGAGAUAAUGUCGAGUUUGUAGUUAAGAAUCAGAUGCCUUUCUCGACUACGGUUCAUUUUCAUGGUAUCGAGCAGAAAGGCACGCCAUGGUCCGAUGGCGUACCAGGACUCUCCCAACUCCCAAUUGAACCCGGUGGCCAAUUUAUCUACAGAUGGAAGGCAACCCAGUACGGCAGCUACUUCUACCAUGCGCAUCGCAGAGGCCAAAUGGACGAUGGUCUGUAUGGCGCCAUUCAUAUCCUGGCAGACGACUCAGUGGAAAGGCCAUUUGACAAGAUCACCAAGGAUCCAGUCGAGCUUUUGCAAAUGCGCGAAUCAGAGAAGAGCUCGCAGCCGAUCUUGUUUUCGGACUGGCGUCGCUUGACGUCCGAAGAAACAUAUCGUACCGAACAAGCUACUGGGCUGGAUGGAUUCUGUACCAACACUAUCCUCAUCAACGGCAAGGGAUCGCAAUACUGUUUGCCGAGGAAGAGGCUUAAUGCGUUGACGUCGGCUGCGCAGAAGAUGUUGCUUGGGAAUAACAAUGUGACGGAUACAGGGUGUAUGCCUCCGAUUGAGAUCCUUGAAGGCCAUUUUUGGCGCAACAUCAGCGCAAUGCCUAAAAGUUUCUACUCCGGUUGCCAGCCAACUCAGGGCCCGACAGAGAUCAUCAAGGUUAACCCAGCUGCACGCUGGGUGAGUUUCGAUCUAAUGACCUCCGCUGGUGUAUCGACACCCACGGCCUCCAUCGACGAGCACAGUAUGUACGUUUACGCGAUUGACGGCCGAUACAUCGAGCCCAUGGAAGUGAACGGCAUCACGAUCAGCAAUGGCGGCCGCUAUUCUGUAUUCGUGAAGCUCGACCAGCCAGCAGGCGACUACACGAUCCGCGCCCCCAACACAGGAAUCAACCAGAUCAUCAACACGACAGCCACCCUGUCCUACGACACCUUACUCAAGACCCAAACACGCCCCUCCAAACCCUGGGUCAACGAAGUCGGCAGCAACACAACCGCCUCCACCAUUCUCUUCGACGAAACAAAAGUCAUCCCCUUCCCCAUCCUCACCCCCGCUCUCUCCGUCGACAACACCUACAAACUAACCGUCGACCACUAUAACGCCUCCUACCGCUGGACCCUCGGCAACACCUCCUUCUCCAUGUCCCUCGAAGACGCAACCCCCCUCCUCUUCAACACAACCUCCUCCCCCACAGACCUAACAAUCACAACCCGCAACGGCUCUUGGGUCGACCUAAUCAUGGUCGUCAAAUCCCCCGUCCAACCACCCCACCCCAUGCACAAGCACUCCAACAAAUUCUUCGUCAUCGGCCAGGGAAACGGCGACUUCAACUACUCUUCCGUGGCAGAGGCGAUGCGGCAUAUCCCCGAGAAUUUCAAUUUCAAGACGCCGCAGAUUAGGGAUACGUUUAAUACGCCUGCGGCGGAGUCGGAACCGACUUGGCUGGCGAUUAGGUAUCAGGUUGUUAAUCCGGGGCCGUUUCUUUUGCAUUGUCAUUUGCAGGUGCAUUUGAGUGGGGGCAUGGCGAUUGCGUUGUUGGAUGGGGUUGAUAAAUGGCCGGUUGUGCCGGAAGGGUAUCGGUUGCCGGUUUUGGAGGAUUAG
Molecule: messenger RNA, 1806 nt
Organism: Aspergillus glaucus CBS 516.65
Lineage: Eukaryota; Fungi; Ascomycota; Eurotiomycetes; Eurotiales; Aspergillaceae
Product: multicopper oxidase
Exons: 2
Coding region: 1-1806 (601 amino acids)
Molecular function (GO): oxidoreductase activity; copper ion binding
Source: RefSeq, a predicted model, not a curated record